Molecule: messenger RNA, 396 nt
Organism: Aptenodytes forsteri (emperor penguin)
Lineage: Eukaryota; Metazoa; Chordata; Aves; Sphenisciformes; Spheniscidae
Gene: CMTM3
Product: CKLF like MARVEL transmembrane domain containing 3
Exons: 4
Coding region: 52-396 (114 amino acids)
Cellular component (GO): membrane
Source: RefSeq, a predicted model, not a curated record
CUGUCAUUUAUCAUCUUUAUCUGCUACAUUGCAUCUCUAGCUGCCUCUUUCAUGAUGGCACCGCUCCUAGAGUUUCUGCUGGCACUGUUUCUAUUUUUUGCCUAUGCCUCCAAACUUAAUGAGAAGUUUAAAGGACUCUACUGGCCUUUGAAGGAUUUCUUGCGGUGCGUCACUGCUGCCAUUAUUUACUUUGCCAUUUCAAUUGCUGCUGUCUCAAAAUAUAAUGACGGAGCAUCUAAAGCAGCAGGAGUGUUUGGAUUUAUAGCCACGAUAGUGUACGCCAUUGAUUUCUACAUAACCUUCAAUGACCUGGUUACUUUUCUGAAGCAAGGCAAUUCUGAUUCCCCUGAAGGGCACAAGUCAGAAGAUGAGGACUCAGAUUCCAACUCGGACUGA